Molecule: messenger RNA, 1323 nt
Organism: Gadus morhua (Atlantic cod)
Lineage: Eukaryota; Metazoa; Chordata; Actinopteri; Gadiformes; Gadidae
Gene: atg4b
Product: autophagy related 4B, cysteine peptidase
Exons: 13
Coding region: 101-1300 (399 amino acids)
Biological process (GO): mitophagy; protein delipidation; piecemeal microautophagy of the nucleus
Cellular component (GO): cytoplasm
Molecular function (GO): cysteine-type endopeptidase activity; protein-phosphatidylethanolamide deconjugating activity
Source: RefSeq, a predicted model, not a curated record
CGCACGUCCCGCCUCCUUUUCUGAAUUCCGCAGCAGAGCUCGCCCUCUGAUUGGCCGAGAGGUUCAGAGUGCAAGGGCCAUAACAAACAAGACCAUCGGGAUGGACGCAGCUACGUUGACGUACGACACACUUCGAUUUGGAGAAUUCGAAGACUUUCCAGAGACCUCAGAUCCCGUGUGGAUCUUAGGGAAGGAAUUCAACGCACUCACAGAGAGGGAUGACAUCCUCUCAGACGUUACGUCGCGACUGUGGUUCACGUACAGAAAAAACUUCCAACCAAUCGGGGGUACCGGUCCGACGUCGGACACCGGCUGGGGAUGCAUGCUCCGGUGUGGGCAGAUGAUCCUGGGCCAGGCCCUGGUCUGCAGACACCUGGGGAGAGACUGGCGGUGGGAUAAAGGCCAGCGGCAGCGGGACGCCUACGUCAGCCUCCUCAACGCCUUCAUCGACAAGAAGGACAGCUGCUACUCCAUCCAUCAGAUCGCCCAGAUGGGGGUAGGCGAGGGGAAGUCGAUAGGACAGUGGUACGGACCAAACACAGUAGCCCAGGUGCUCAAGAAACUGGCCAUGUUCGACAGGUGGAGUCGGCAGGUGGUCCACGUUGCCAUGGACAACACGGUGGUCAUCGAAGACAUUAAGCGGCUGUGCAUGCCCUGGCUGGACUACGGGGGCGCGUGUGCAGACCCAGGGGGCGCCAGCGCGCUGAACGGUUGCAUGGAGGGCGCGGGAGCCAUGGUGGAGGAAGAGGGCCCCCUGUGGCGGCCCCUGGUACUGCUCAUCCCCCUCAGGCUGGGCCUGACGGACAUCAACGAGGCCUACAUCGAGACGCUGAAGCAAUGCUUCAUGCUGCCUCAGUCUCUGGGUGUGAUCGGAGGGAAACCAAACAGCGCCCACUACUUCAUCGGUUACGUAGGCGAGGAGCUGAUCUACCUUGACCCCCACACCACCCAGCCGUCCGUGGAGCCCAGCGACGACGGCCAGGUGCACGACGACACCUACCACUGCCAGCACCCGCCCUGCCGCAUGCACAUCUGUGAGCUGGACCCCUCCAUCGCUGCGGGCUUCUUCUGCAAGACGGAGGACGAGUUUGACGACUGGUGCAUGCGCAUCCGACGGUUGUCGUGCAACCGGGGGAGUCUCCCCAUGUUCGAGCUGGUGGAGUCCCAGCCCUCCCACAUGGUCAGCGUGGACGUGCUGAACCUCACCCCUGAUCCCCUCUACGCAGACUUCCCGGACUCGGACCGACUGGAGCGCUUCUUCGACUCGGAGGACGAGGAGUUCGAGAUCCUGUCCCUGUGACCCCCCCCCCCCCCCCCCCCCCC